AUGUCGAGUGAGAAUUCUUAUAAUGAUCCAAAUUCAGAGCCAUUGACAGUUGCUGAUGAAAUUAGAGAAACUCUUGUAGUCAUCUUUUCUUACUUACAAGAUUAUGAAUAUCUCAUUACAAACGUCAGAACUCAUCACAGAAGAUUGCACGUAAUCUUGGAAACUGUGAGACACUUAUCUGUUGCCUUAAGAACACGCGAGAUUAAUUUUGUUACCGAGUUUAUUCAGCAAGAUGGUAUUAAUGCAUUAAGUCUUUUAUUGACCAAAGUUAAUAGAAUUUACAAACUGAACUUGCAUACAGAGAAACAAAGAAAGAAGAAGAUUUCUUAUCAAUUAACCGAGUUGGAAAUUUUACAACAAAUCAUCUUGUGUUUCCAUUCUAUUGUUGAUACAGAUGAAGGAAUGGAAGCAUUGAUUGCACACUCUGAUGUUAUCAAACACUUGUUAAUGAUUUGUGACUUUGAAGCAUUCCUCAAGGAAAUGUUGGACUAUUCAAACUUUAUUACUAAUAACAGUAGAAAUGAAACUGUUCAAAGUCCAAGAGGAACAAAACCAUUUAGCACUCAAACUAAUACCUCAUCCUCUGGAGCAGAGAAUAAUGAUGGAUCAAGUUCAGACGAAGAGCCUGAAAAUGAUGCUCAAUCUAUUUCUGUUCUUUCCUCACCAAGAGAAUCUAGAAGAAAAACGACAGAGACACUGAAAGGUCUUGUCAACCAAAUGAUUGUUCAAAAGUCUAACCUAAGAUCUAAAAUUCUAGUCCUGUUAUCAGUUGUGGCCUACUAUGGCGAGAAUGGUUUUUGGAUCAUUUUAGAAUCUGUCAAUAGCUAUAAAUUGAUGAAGAAUGAAAAGCACAGAUUCAAAGAAAUGUUCCACUGUAUGGAAUCAGUUUUUUAUCACGAGCAAGAGCUAGCAGCUCACAUUUUAAUGUUUAUGAAUUCAUUCCUUUAUGCUUCUAAGAAUUCGAGUUUUGCAAGUCAUAUAUAUAGAGAAUUUAUUAACUUUGAUGUUAAGAAAUUUGUCAGCGAAAAGUAUGCCAGCAAGGAGGAAAUUACAAAUGGAAAACUCUUAAAUCAGUGUAAAAUGUUCCUUGACUUUGAAAAUAACGAAAGAAGAAUAUUCCAAAAUGCUUUCAAAGGAGAUGGUAUUUCUAAGGAAGACGAAGACCUUUGGCUUUCCUUGUCAGAUCCUGUUGAAAUUGCCAAAGUAAUGAAAAUGAGAUUGAGUGAAUCUGCCGAGUCUAAUAGUAGUAUGAUUAAUACCAUGAAAUUGUUACUUCUCAUAACUAUGAAUAAGAAUAAGGACAAACUUGACUCCAAGUGGACCCUCGUUGAAAAGGUACUUGCAGAUACUAUUACACCUUCUGGAGAUGUGACAGAAAAGAGUGGUGGAGCUGACAGAAUUGAAUCUCUCAAAUUACAAACAACUAUUGAUUUGCAAAGAGACAGUAUCAAGGCACUGGAAAAGGAACGCACUCAAGCAUUGGAUAUUAUCUCACAAUUAACAGACAUCACUAGAAACAAUAAGGAAAAUGCAACAGUUAGUGUUUCUAAAUUCGAUUCUCAAGACAAUCCUCUGCUCGACAAGCUUGUCGAUUUUUCAAAGAAUCCACUCGCUGAAAAGUAUUCAUUCUCUGUAAAUAUUGUGGAACCUGUAGAAGCUCUCAUUCCUCCACCUCCUGGUAUGGGUGGUAUUCCACCACCACCAGGUUCUGGCAUUCCACCUCCACCUGGAAUGGGAAUACCUCCACCUCCUGGUAUGGGUGGCAUUCCACCUCCACCAGGCUCUGGUAUUCCACUACCUCCUGGUGUUCCACCACCACCUGGAAUGCCUGGUGUUCCUCCACCGCCAGGUUCUGGUAUUCCAAUGCCUCCUGGUGGUGGCUUUUUUGGAAUGAAAACCAAACUUCCAAAAUUACCAGAGCUUAAAGCCACCAAAGACACUAAAAAGAUUCACAUAGCAGGCGACAAGAUCAAUAACAAGGACAUUGAAGGAACUGGUUGGAUGAGUAUUUUAGAAGAAAAUGCUGAAAAAAUGAGCAAGAUAUUCGACAAGAAUCUAUUCGAAAAUAACUUCCAAAAGAAGGAAACAAGAGAUGCUCCAUCGCAAGAAAAGGAGAAUGUUCCUACUCUUGUUUCAUUCCUUGACUCGAAGACUUCAUACCAACUUGCAUUGUUAUUGGGCUUUUUGAAGAAGAAUGAAAGAGAAAUUAGAAAACAUGUAAUUGAUUUGAAUGAAAAGGAACUUCAAAAGCAAACUAUUCACAGUUUGAAAGACUUGUGUCCUGAAGAAGACAAAUUCAAGGAAAUUGAAAGUUUCGUACAGAAAGGAGAUGGUUAUUUGGAACAGCUGGAACCUGGUGACAAACUCUUCUAUGCCAUGAAAGACAUUCCAAGACUUAAACAAAGAUUCACUGCAUGGUCAAGCCAAAUUUACUUUGAAGGAUCUGUUAUUAGUGUAGAACCAGAUAUUGAAUCCUUGAAUAGAGCAUGCAAGAAUAUUGUGCAAUGCAAGAGUUUACAAAGAUUGAUGACAUUAAUAGUAUUGCUUGUCAACUUUUUGAAUAAGGCCAAGACUGACAAGGACAGAGUUUAUGGUUUCAAGCUUAACUUUUUGACAAAACUUGGUGAUAUCAAAUCUUCUAGCGAUCCAAAUCGUUCAAUGAUGAAUUAUCUUUGCGAAUUCUUGUUGGCCAAGGAUGACAAGUUAAUUCCAGAACUUCUCAAGGAAUUGAAAGACUAUGCUGAAGUCGGAUCUAGAAUUGAGCUUCCAGAAUUGAAGAAAGAAAUUGGCAAACUUAACGAGUCCUUAAAAGUCAUUCAAACUGAACUCGAAUUCUACAAGAAGGAGCAAAAGUUUAUCAAUGACAAAUUCCCAAAGCAAUUGGAUGAAUUCUAUCAAUAUGCCAAAUCUGAAAUGCAAAAAAUUAACAAGGCCCAAGAAAAAUUGGAAAAGAUUUUGAAAGAGGUUGCCAAAUUCUUUGGCGAAAAGGAGAAGGAUGUCUGCGAUACUCCUCACUUAUUCUUCACUGCUGUUUCAAACUUCUUGAAACAACUCGACGCUACUUUUACCAAGCUCAAGGAAGAAAAGGAAAAGAACAAGGAUGACCAAUUAAGAAAAGAAUUGAAGAACUUUUUGCAGAAUAGAAGACCAGAAGGAAACAUGACCAUUCUCUCAGCAGUAGCUAACGGUGAUAUUAAACAAUAAAACAAACAUAGAUGAUUAAUCAAUUUAAAU
This is a messenger RNA of Naegleria gruberi, 3234 nucleotides long. Its product is annotated as FH2 domain-containing protein. Gene Ontology annotation, molecular function: actin filament binding; small GTPase binding. Gene Ontology annotation, cellular component: cytosol. The transcript has a single exon. Gene Ontology annotation, biological process: cortical actin cytoskeleton organization; cell migration; regulation of cell shape. The record is from RefSeq and is a predicted model, not a curated record. The coding region runs from base 1 to 3204 and encodes 1067 amino acids. NCBI's taxonomy places the organism in Eukaryota, Heterolobosea, Eutetramitea, Acrasida, Naegleriidae.